AGGUGGAAAUGCACCUGUUAGAUAUGGAAAAAGGGGUGCUACCGCUUUUAGAGAAGUAACCCUAAGAACGUAGAGGAUGCUGGGUAUCAAUCCAUUGGAUUCUGGGAAACAUAAAAAGCCAUGUGUGUUUACCUGACUGAAGCGGUAUUUCAGCGGAAGUUCUGUAAUUGGUUGUUGAAGGUAAAUCUUGUACACCGCGAGUUUGUACUAACCGAAUGUAAGUUGACAGUCGCCUAAGAGUGUUGUGUGUACGUAAUUCUGUAAGUUUCAUUUGUUUAUAGCGAUGCAUAUGUUGGAUGUUUACAGAUUUUAGUCCCAGCGUGUGACCCGUGGGAUUUGGGGAGUGUGUCGUGCAUCGAUUACUGCAGACGGACUUUCUGUACAUUAUUUCUGUAUUUUCUGUAUUCCUUAUUUCAACGGAAGAGCAUUUUUUUUUGUUGUACUUCAAGGCAAGGGCGCAGUUGUAAACGUCCCGCACCGAACGAGAGAGGGACAGGGUUGACUGUUGUUUGAGUCAUUAUUUUGUUCCUUUUAUAUUUUGUCUGGAGAAAACCACAAUUAUUUAUAGUCAGAAUAAAACACCCAAAAGACAUUGUUGUGUCCUGCGCUGGUUUAAUUUCACCAGGCCACACAAUUUUGGUACCAGGAGUGGGGUUCUGCAUAAUUGGUGGUUGGAAAGUGUAGAAGUAGGAAGCAUAGUACAGAAAUAACUGUGGUGGUGGGAACCGGCGGCACCUGGUGUUGGAAGAAGACCACCGAGGCCAGGCUGUUCGGGAGGACAGAGUUACGAGACCAGGCCACGGGAGGACAACAGUGGUGACGACGACCGCGUGUUACCAGAUCUGCGGAGGAAAAUCAAGGGACCUCAGGACACCCAGCUAGGACAAUAUCCGAUAAGCUUUUGUAUUCUAUUCCUGGUUUUCAGUUUUCAUACAGACACUUUGCCAUGUCAGACGCAGAGAGAGAAGAUGAGCCGCUGGAAAUGGACCCUGUGGUUGAACUUCAGGCUAAGUUGGCUGCGCUGAGUGAUCAGCAUGGCCAGGCCAUGGCUCAAAUAAACGCCCUGAGUAGUGGCGCCAACCGGUCAUAUGUGUACUUGCCCCGUGACCGCCCAGUCCAACCUUUCAGUGGUGAUGUUCUGGUUGAUGGUCGCUCGAUUGAUGAGUUCAUUGAUGAGGUACAACGGGCGAUCCGAACUAGAGGUUUAAGUGAUGGUGACCAGGUUGAUUUCAUACUUUCUCUUCUCCGGGGCUCAGCACUUGAGGAGGUUAAGUUGUGCACAGAUGAACAGGCAAAUGGCCCUGGUGAAAUUUUCAAUUUUCUCAGAGAAGCUUAUGGGGAAAAACGUAGCGUAGCUCAGCUCCUGCAAACAUUCUACAGCCGUUAUCAGUUAGAGGGUGAAGAUUUCUUUGAAUACUCACAUGCACUGUCCCAAAUCCUUCGCUCUGCCCUUAAGCAAAAGCCAUCUGCAGUGUCUGACGCUAAAAUAGCUGUCAGAGACCAGUUUAUAGAGGGAAUCCAGGAUUCCUCUCUCAGGAGAGAGCUUCGCAAAACAGUCAGGGAGAAACCAGAAUCCACACUUUUAGAUGUGCGGCAGGAAGCCAUUGCUUGGUCACUGGAGGAUAGGCCCAAUGGUCCAAAAGUGGCCAAGAGCAGGAGUGUACUGUGUGACCGAGUGGGGGGGCGGAGUCAAGGUGCAGGGGGUGCACCGGAUAAGGUCCCUUCAACGCUAGAUGAAAUUCUUAAAGUAGUUACUGAGCAAGGCAAGGCUAUAGGAGAGUUGGUCAAUGCGGUGAAGGAGAGUGUCACUCUCCGGGAGAAUGCAUUCAGAAGUGCAAGGCCCAGACCAAGGUUUCAGUUCACAGACGAGGGAAGGCCAAUUUGUUUUAAAUGCAAAGGGGUAGGACACAUUGCCAGGGAAGGUAGGCAGAAUAGACCCGAACGUUCGCCCACUGCCAAUGACGCACAUGUUCCGGGAAACUAGCCCCCUCGGAUGUUGAGAGCCGAGCAAUCCGAGGAGUGACCAAAGGCUCUGAAACCCUAACUCGUGAGCGAUUUUUAGAAUGUGCUGUUGGGAAGUGCCCAGAGGUUGAAGUGGAAGUGGGGGGAGUCAAGGCAAGAACCCUGUUGGAUACGGGGAGCCAGGUUAGCACCAUUUCUGAGUCAUUUUUUCGGCAGCAUCUACUUGGGAGAAAUGAGGAUUUAUCCCCCACAGCCGGCUGGCUGAAGUUAACUGCAGCUAACUCACUGCCAAUACCUUACAUAGGUUACAUUGAGAUGGACGUGCAGGCACUGGGGUUAACGAUCCCUGAGUGUGGGUUUUUGGUGGUCAAAGAUUUAGCCCCGGGACAAUCAGGGCAAGAAAGCCAGGGGACAGUUUCAGACCAGUCUAAGGCAGAUGGGG
Messenger RNA from Monopterus albus (swamp eel), 2404 nucleotides. RefSeq lists its product as uncharacterized. The transcript is spliced from 2 exons. The record is from RefSeq and is a predicted model, not a curated record. NCBI's taxonomy places the organism in Eukaryota, Metazoa, Chordata, Actinopteri, Synbranchiformes, Synbranchidae. The coding region runs from base 947 to 1984 and encodes 345 amino acids.